Messenger RNA from Chelonus insularis, 2222 nucleotides. RefSeq names its product RNA polymerase I subunit F (gene Polr1F). The record is from RefSeq and is a predicted model, not a curated record. Bases 76 to 2067 code for a protein of 663 amino acids. Gene Ontology annotation, biological process: DNA-templated transcription initiation. Gene Ontology annotation, cellular component: RNA polymerase I complex. NCBI's taxonomy places the organism in Eukaryota, Metazoa, Arthropoda, Insecta, Hymenoptera, Braconidae. The transcript is spliced from 4 exons.
UGAAAUUUUACAAUUUAAUUUUUCUGUAGCAUGCUUGUUAAUAACAUUUAAGUAAUCUUUAAAAUUACUAAAUAAAUGUGUAUUUAUAUCAAUAAAAUGAAACCAAGAAUUCUAUUAGGAAUAACUUGGUCUAUAGAAGAACUAAAAAAACUUGUAAAUGAUAAAAAUUCAUGUGUUAGCAUGCAACGAUCUCGAAAACACGUUGCUCUACAUCCGAUACAUUUAAAUGAUCUAAACAAAGCUUUUCAAGGUAUUUUAGAUUCAUCGAUUAAUAUUUAUGAUCCGCAAUUUAAAGGACUUCUUUUAGCAUAUAAAAAUCCUAAACUCAUAAGUCAGUUGGGAACAAUUUUAUAUGAUUCUCAUUUCAUCCAUGUAGAUAUUGAAGCUGAUUUUUAUGUAUUUCAACCUCAAGAACAAUGCGUUCUGACUGGCGUAGUCAAUAAAAAAGCCGAUAAUUAUAUAGGGGUAUUGGUCCAUAAAGUUUUUAAUGUAUCAAUACCAAAAAAAGAAGAAGAAAACUGGGAAGGGCAUUAUUUAGAAGUUGGUGACGAUGUAACUUUUACUAUUGAGCACGUUGAUUUGAAAGGCAAGUUACCUUUUAUUAGGGGACAACUAUUACCAAGUGGUAAGUCAACACAUCACCUUUCUAACACAGCAUCAUCCCAUCAAUUCUUUAAUAGUGAUGAAGAAUUAGACAAUGAUAAUACUGAAAAGAUGGACGAAAAUAAAGAACCGAAUAAACCAAAACGGCUGAGUUUUUUGGGUGCAACAAACAGUGAUUUAAGUGAUGAAGAGACACGAAGUGUCAAUAAAGUCACGAAAGAUAAAAAUGAUUCAAAUUUACUUGAAUGUAGUUUUCAAAAUGAAGAAGAAAUUUGUGAAAAACAAUCUAGUUUAGAAAGUACUAUUACUACACGUGACGAAGAUGAAAAUGAUUCCGUAUUGUUAAAUGGAACAGAGAAGUCAAAAAAAUUAUCAAAAAAAGACAAGAAAAAAAGAUCAAAAGAUAAAGAACGACACGUGGAAAAUGAAAAUAAUACAUUAACUGAUGAUAGUACAUUUAAUCAUUCAAAAAAUCCAUCUGUGAUUGAAAAUGAAAUAUCUAUUAAAAAGUCUAAGAAGCGUAAACAUAAAGAUACUGAAGAGAAUAGUUUUUCGGAACCUUCUCCGAAAAUUCGCAAACAUAAGAAAAAACGUAGCACGCCUGAAGAUGAUGAACAAAGUAGUAUUAAUGAUGAAGGGAAUAAGCUCUUUUCCGAGAAUGAUAAAACGGAAACACCAAAAAUGUUAGUUGAAGAGAAAACUUCUCGAAAAUCUUCUAAAAAGAAACAUAGAGAAAAAAUUAAAGUAGAGCAAAAUAAUGAACAAAUUGAUUUUAACGAAACGGAAACAAAUUCCAUAUCAUUUAAUAAUGAUAUUGAAUAUUCUAAAAAUUCAUCACAAGAAGAGCAGCCUCCACAUUCUCCCAAAAAGAGUUCUAAACAUAAGAGUAAAUUAAAAGAAAAAAUAAAAGAAGAGCAACCUAAUUCUCCUGUCAAUCGGACUACCGAAUUAUCACAAAGUGAACGAGAUCAAACCGAUGAUUCAUUUCUUAAUAACUUUAAUAAUUAUACAAAUUUAUCACAAGAUACUUUUACUGAAUCUUUCACUGAAGUGCCAACAAAAUCUACUAAGAAGAAAAAACGAAAAUCAACUAGUGAAAAUUUCUUAGCUGUGAAAAUUAAAGAAGAGCCUGUAUCAGAUGCUGAAAGUAGUUUCAGUAAAAAAUCCAAACGAAAGCAAAAAGAUCGAGAAAACAUCGAUGAUAGCCUUGAUAACCUCGAUACAGAAAUAUUAGAGACUAAUAGUAGUCAACAUAAAAAAAAGAAAGACAAGAAACCGGUUAAUGAUGUUUCUAUUGGUAAAAUUAAAGUGAAGCAAGAAGUUAUUGUAAAAGAAGAGUUUAGUAAGAAAAAGAAACAUAAAGAAGGUAAUCAAUCAACUUGGAACAUCAAACAAGAAUUUACAUCUUCAGACGUGGAAGGAACUGCAGUGAAGAAAAAAAUUAAAACACUCUUUACAGAAUAAAAUAUAAACAUAAUUUUAUAUUCCAUGCCUCCUGCAACCUUCACAAAUAAAAAAGAGUCACAAAAAGGAGUACAUCUGGAAUAUCACGAUAAUAGGAUUUUCUUCUUGAGAUUCAUUUGACAAUUAAUUAACUAGAGUGCUACGGAAGAGGCCAA